ACCCCAUGACGCCAUAGACUGAGAGAGCUUAUCAUAUUGACAGCCCUCGCUCAUAUCCAAGCACACCUAAAUCAAACUUCCCUGAGAGAUAGAAAGGAUUUGAUAUCUUUGGUGUUUAGAGAUCCUACAAUGGAGAAAGGGACGAAUUCAUGGACAUUAUCCGGACCUUCAUAUGAGGUUUUUCUGAGUUUUCGAGGAGUAGACACUCGUUAUGGAUUCACCGAUCAUCUUUAUCAUGGCAUGGUUGACGCUGGGAUCAUCGUCUUUAGGGACAAUGAAUCCCUCCAUGUCGGUAAGGAAAUUGGUCGUGAACUUCUACAAGCAAUUGAGAACUCCAAGAUCUACAUUCCUAUAUUCUCUGAGAAUUAUGCUUCGAGUCACUGGUGCCUUCGAGAGCUUGCAUAUAUGGUUGAGUGCACCUCGAAAUUGAAUGGGAACAAAGAGAUUCUGCCGAUUUUCUUGGACGUAGAACCUGAAGAUGUCAAGCUCAAAACAAAUUUGUAUAGACAAACUUUUUCAAAGCGCAAGAAGACGUUGUGCACUGAAGUAGAAUCAUGGAGAAAGGCUCUCAUUGAGGUGGGCAAGAUAAAGGGAUGGAACCGGAAGAAAGAUGAGGGCCAAGCAGAUCUUAUCCGUUCGGUAAUUCGAACCGUUUCAAUGAAGCUGAAGGUUGCACAUGAAAAUGUAACUGAACAUCUAGUCGGAGUUGAUGAUCUUGUACAAACGAUAAUCAAAAUGUUGGAUGUGGGAUCUGAUAGUAUACGAUUUCUCGGAAUCUACGGAAUGGGCGGUGUUGGCAAAACAACCCUUGCUAAGGUCAUCUUCAACACACUAUCUUCUAGCUUUGACCGAUGUUGUUUCCUUGCAGAUGUUCGGGAAUCAUCAAAAGGUAAUAAUGGUCUGCUAAAUUUGCAAAAACAACUGUUCUCCAAGCUCGUUGGUUAUUAUUCUACAGACCAAAUUUAUCAUGUGAACGAUGGGAUCAACAAGCUUAACGACGGAGUACUUGGAAAUAAAAAAGUUCUAAUUGUUCUUGAUGAUGUGGAUGAGAAAGAGCACCUGAAAAGUCUAGCAGCAAAAGGUAGUUGGUUCGGUUUUGGUAGUAGGAUUAUCAUAACCACUAGGGACCAAAGUGUCCUAAUGAUUGAGGGAGAAGUAAUAGGUGAAGGUCCUGUAAAAGAGUCUGCAAACGUUUUGACUUACGAUGUACAGGAAAUGGAAUUUGGUCAUGCUCUUAAGCUUUUCAGUAGGCAUGCCUUCAGAAGAGACUCUCCACCGGAUCAUCGUGCCUCCAUUUCCAAAAAAAUUGUCCAUAUUUUGGGAAACCUUCCUUUAGCUCUUGAGAUUACAGGUUCAUCCCUUAAUGGUAAAGCUGAAACAUUAUGGGAAGACACAUUGAAGAAGCUAAAAGAAGCUCCUUCUGCUGGAGUCCAAAAAAAAUUGUUGAUAACUUAUGAAAGGUUAGAUCGUGCCCAAAGGCAAGUAUUUCUCGAUAUAGCUUGUUUCUUUGUUAAUCGGGACAAAACAUACCCUAUCUACAUGUGGAAUGCCUGUGGAUAUUGCCCACACAAUGCCCUUGAUGUUCUCACUUUCAUGUCCUUCAUAAAAAUCAAAGAUGACAAUACUUUCUGGAUGCAUGACCAAGUACGGGACCUCGGAAGGGAAAUCGUCCGUCAAGAGAAUUGCAAUGAUCCCUGCGACCGUAGUAGAGUGUGGAAUCAUGAGGAAACGCUGAGCAUUCUGAAGCGGAAAGAGGGAAGUAGGAAAAUAGAAGCACUGUCACUGGGAUUUCGUGGAUUCUUACGUGGACUUAUUAUUCUAAAGCAUGAUGAAAUUGCUGAUUUACCAAACUUAAGGUUCAUUCAAGGGGAGGAGGGGUCCCUUGUAGGAGACUUCAAAGAUCUCCUCUCUAAUUUAAGAUGGCUUUCUUGGCGAUGGUGGCCUUCCAAGUUUGAGGCAACAAACUUUCAUCCGACUAAUUUAGUCGUUCUUGACCUUUCACGGAGCGAUAUUUCGGAGGAAUGGGUUGGCUGGAACCAAAUCAGAGCAAAUAAACUAAAAGUACUAGAUCUCAGCUACUGCAUGAAGUUAAGGAGAACACCUGAUUUAUCUACAUGGGUGUCCUUGGAGAGAUUGAUUGUUAAAAGCUGUCACAACUUAAUUGAAAUUGACCCAUCCAUUGGUAAAUUAAAACUCUUAAUUGCUUUGAACUUGGAGGGAUGUCAGUCUCUUCGAGUGUUGCCCGAAGAAAUAGGAUGUCUACGAGCUUUGACAAAGAUUGUCGUGCCUAAUACGCUAUAUGAACUUCCGAAGACGUUUGGUAAUUUGCAGUCAUUGUUGACCUUUGAUGUACCAAAUCGUCAGAUUAGAAGACUGCCAUACUCGAUUGGAGGGUUGGUGAAAAUUACGCAGUUGGAUUUAUCUGAGUGCGUGAUGAUAAAGGAACUUCCAAACUCAAUUGGGAAAUUACAAUCAUUAGUUGAGUUGGAUUUGUCAUCGACAAGUAUUGGUUGCCUACCUGAUUCAAUCGGCAAUCUAAAGCAACUGAAAGUACUUAGGAUGAGGAAUGUAAGUGGGAUAACAAAAUUACCAGGUGCAAUUGGGCUGCUGGAGAAGCUUGAAGAGUUAGACGCUCGUCAAUGUUUCAACUUGACCGGUGACAUCUCAAAAGAAAUUGAGAGAUUGUCCAGUUUGAGGAUCCUAGACUUGUCAUUCACGGGUAUUUCCGGAUUACCCACGACAAUGAGUUGCCUCUCUAAUUUCCAAAUACUUAAUCUAGAACCAUGUCCUGUGCUUAAACAGUUGCCGGAGCUUCCCCAAAGUUUGACUUGCCUGAGAUGGGCGCCCCAUUGUGGAUGGGAAUCCUUCGGAGGCUUGACACGAGAUGAGCUAGCUCCUGCUCUUCCCAUUAGAUUUGGUACCAUAUCUCAGCUGGAAACACUUGUCACUGCUCUUCCCACUAGCAUCAGUACCCUAUCUCAGUUGGAAACACUAACAUUGUCCUGCAAAAACGUGCAAUUCCUCCCCCAGCUUCCUUCUAGUUUAAGAAAGUUACAACUUCGAUAUCUGGCGACCACACAAUCCCCUGAUUUUUCCAAUUUGAAAAAUCUGUCAAUCUUGACAUUCUAUAGUUGUUCCAUGCCGGAAUUUUCUGGUAUAUUUGAUGCGAAGUUGGAGGUCCUCCGUAUUGACAACUGCACAUUUAGAAAAUUGGACGCAUUGAUUCAGUUGGAAAUGGAAAGAAUGAGAUCUUUAACCAUGUUGUGGUGUGAGUUCCUCCCAGAAGUAUUUGAUCUGUCGCGCAUGAAGAAUCUGCAAGACAUAAUUCUGCUAGAUUGCAAGUUGUUAGUUGAGAUUAGUGGCCUUGAAGAACUGGGAUCCCUUUGCUCCCUAUGGGUCGAGGAUUGCAGUUCCAUGGAGAGGAUGUCGGACCUAUCGAAAUUGAAAAAGCUAACGAAGGUCAGAAUAGGAAACUGUCCAAAGCUAAGAAGCGUGGAAGGUCUAAACCAAUUGGAAUCUUUAAAGAGGCUGACGAUUAUUAAUGCUGGAGAGUUUGGGGGUGACACCUCAAAUUUGAAUUUAGAAUAUUCUUGUAUUAGGUGACACCUCUCAGGCUUUGUUGAUGUCAUGAGGGCAUGUUUUAUAAGUUCAGCAGAUCCCCACAUUCUCGGAUUGUCCGGCAAUUAUGAUGUUGUGUAUGUGAGGAAGUCUGAACAGGACUUGUUUGUUGGGCAAGGAGUUCCAACGAUAAAUAUUGAUGACAAAUACUGCCCUUCUCUGGACAAAGAUUGAGAGGCCAUUUGAAGAUGAGUUAUAUAGAGAGUAGUACAUUGCAAAGCUCGGCACAUGAACUUGACCAACAAUGACUUCGUCCUGGACCGGACGAGAGACCAUGAAGAGCACUGCAAGGACGUGGAGGCGGAGCCAAACUGUUUGUCUUCUGGUGCGGAUUAGGCUUACAAAGACCAAAAUGAAGCUGAAGGCACGCUCAAAUAAUGCCAAAACUUGCGGUGUGGAACAGCAGUGUCCUCACUCUCGAUGACUUCAUCUGCAGUGGAAAGGUUCGGCUCCAUAAGGUUCUGUCUCAGAGCUUUGAUAAUAUGGCCUGGCCUCCUCAGACAAAAAAACGGGCAGAAUAGGCCGUCUCUGUCAAACAGCUUUGGAAUGUACAGAGAUGAACAGACACCGGUUUUGCAUGGGAGAGAGCUUGAAAGUCUCAAAGGGAGCUCUCAGCCUCAAUCUUUGCAUUCUGGGCUACAAAGUAUUUUGUUUGCUGCAAAAGGAUUUUCUGGUCAUGUAAUAAAUGCACUGCAUGAAUUGAUUUCUAUGCCAU
This is a messenger RNA of Syzygium oleosum, 4333 nucleotides long. Its product is annotated as disease resistance protein RPV1-like. Gene Ontology annotation, molecular function: ADP binding. The coding region runs from base 130 to 3603 and encodes 1157 amino acids. The transcript has 6 exons. Lineage: Eukaryota; Viridiplantae; Streptophyta; Magnoliopsida; Myrtales; Myrtaceae. Gene Ontology annotation, biological process: signal transduction; defense response. The record is from RefSeq and is a predicted model, not a curated record.